Acytostelium subglobosum LB1 is the source of this 2565-nucleotide messenger RNA. RefSeq lists its product as hypothetical. NCBI's taxonomy places the organism in Eukaryota, Evosea, Eumycetozoa, Acytosteliales, Acytosteliaceae. The record is from RefSeq and is a predicted model, not a curated record. The transcript is spliced from 3 exons. Gene Ontology annotation, biological process: transmembrane transport. Gene Ontology annotation, molecular function: ATP binding; ATP hydrolysis activity; ABC-type oligopeptide transporter activity. Gene Ontology annotation, cellular component: membrane. The coding region runs from base 1 to 2565 and encodes 854 amino acids.
AUGAAUAGAAAUAAAUCAACAUAUAAUGGCGGUGGCGGAAAGGAUAGAUAUACAGAUGAUAAUGGUGAUGAUGAUGACGCUGGUAACAGCGCGAGUAAUGUAGAUUUGGAGAAUCAAUCAUUGUUGCUGCAUCCGGUGAAUCGUGCGCCAGAUGAUAUAGACGAUCUUGAAGCGACCGCCAUAAACAUGCGUCUGCGCAGUCGCUCAUUGCUAAGCUUGAUGCGUAUCUUUACCAUAGUAUUGGUGGUCGGCUACUUUGUCUCGGUGACCACCUUGUUCUUUGUUGGCAAUAGGAUUGUCUUCUAUCCCAAUCCACUGAACGAUGGCAACUCCACAGACUCGAGUGGCGCGCCGUCGCCCAUCCCACCCUCCAUGCUGGAUCGCUUCAACUUCAAGUACUUCUUCUACUUCUCCACGUUUGACCUGCUCCUGCUGUGCUUCCUGCUGGUGAUCUUCUGGGUGGUGACCCUGGUCAACAGCACGCACACCUACGCCAUGGUCACAUACAUACUGACGGGCACCGGACUGGUGUACGUCUUGAUCAAGAUGCCCUUUGCCGUGUCAAUGCUGACACAGGACGUUGCCAAUAUCAGCCGCACCCUACUGCCAAUCAACUCGCCCAUCUACACGAAUGGGGACAUCCGUGAGAUGACGAUCAUCACCAACGCACUGUCACUUGGCCUGCUUGUAAUAUACAUGGGUGUCAAUGUCUACCCACUCAUCGUUGGCUACGCCGACCACAAGGUGCAAGUGGCAAAGGAGCGCAAGACACUCCAAGAGGCAGAGGAACAGGCAUCCUCAGAGAACCGCAACUUCAAACGCUCGACCACCGUGAGCAACUCGAAUGCUCGACGUCUGGCCGCACUGUCAAAGCCGGAGCUGCCCCUUAUCAUGGCCGGUAUGGUGGCGCUGCUCUUUGCGUCGUUCAGCUCUCUCGCAAUGCCCGCCUUCUUUGGCCAGAUCGUGCAGGUCGUCUCGACGUCCAAGAACAUCAACGCACUCAACAACACUACAUUGGCACUGGUCGUGAUCUUUGUGAUGGGCAGCAUCAGCACAAUGAUCCGUCAAUGGCUAUUCACACUGGCUGGUCAACGAUUCGUCGCGCGCAUGCGAAAGGAUCUCUUCUCAGCCAUCAUCAAGCAGGACAUUGCCUUCUUUGACCAGAGCAGAACUGGUGAGUUGGUCAACCGUCUCGCAUCCGACACUCAAGUGCUCCAAAACACCGUCACGGUCAACAUCUCAAUGGCCGUCCGUUACACAAUCCAAGUAAUUGGUGCCAUCAUCCUUUUGUUUAUUACAAAUUGGAAGUUGACAUUGGUCAUGCUUGGAGUGAUCCCUGUGAUCAUAAUAUCAGCCGUGUUCUACGGCAAGAAGGUUAAGCUGCUUGGAAAGCAGUUCCAACAAGUGCUCGCCAACAGCUCUACAACCGGUGAGGAGGUCAUCAGUAACAUUAGAACUGUCAAGGCAUUCUCCAAAGAGGACAAGUUUGUCAACAUUUAUGCAAAGGAUGUACAUCAGAGCUAUUUGAUUGGAAAGACUCUGGCACUGGCGUCAGGUAUUUUCUCUGGUAGUGUAUUCUUGGUUGCUCAGUUGGCCAUUGUUAUGAUUGUUUAUAUUGGAGCCAAGCAGGUGUUUGAUGGCACGACUACAACUGGCAACUUGACAUCAUUCCUUCUCUACACAUUGACUGUGGCCAUGUCUUUGGCAUUCAUCAGCAGCUUGUUUGGUGACUUUAUGCAGUCUGUCGGAGCAUCCGAUCGUAUCUUUGAGUUGAUGGACCGUGUGCCAGCCAUCCCCACGUCGGGCGGCGAGCGUCUGCCUCUGCCCGUCGGAGAGAUCGAGCUGAAGGACGUCGACUUCACCUACCCAACCAGAACAACACAGGUGCUCAAGAACAUCAACAUCAAGUUGGUCAGCGGCACGGUCACUGCGCUGGUCGGACCAUCUGGCGGUGGCAAGUCGACCAUCGUCAGUCUGAUCGAGCGUUUCUACGAUCCCAUCAAUGGUUCAAUCACAUUCGAUGGCGUCAACAUCAAGACCUUGGACCCAAGGUGGUACCGAGCCAUCCUUGGUUUCGUCAGCCAGGAGCCACUGCUCUUUGCCGGCACUGUCAAGGAGAACAUCUCGUUCGGUGUGGAGAACGCCAGCAUGGACUCCAUCAUCGAUGCCGCCAAGAAGGCCAAUGCCCACCACUUUAUCAACGAGUUUGAAAAGGGCUACGACACUGUUGUUGGCGAGCGCGGUGUUCGUCUGUCUGGUGGCCAGAAGCAGCGUGUUGCCAUCGCUCGUGCCCUGUUACUGAAUCCCAAGGUACUUCUGCUGGACGAGGCCACAUCUGCGCUGGACGCCGAGAGUGAGUACCAGGUCAAGGAGGCCAUCGACCGAUUGAUGGUCAACCGAACUGUGCUGGUGAUUGCACAUCGUCUAUCCACCGUGGUCAAUGCCACGUCUGUGCUGGUAGUCAAUCAAGGAGAGAUCCAAGAGAGAGGUACACACGAUUCGCUCAUCAAGGACGAAGGUGGAAUCUAUUACAACCUUGUAAAGAGACAACUGUCAUCAAACUAA